Molecule: messenger RNA, 707 nt
Organism: Oxyura jamaicensis (ruddy duck)
Lineage: Eukaryota; Metazoa; Chordata; Aves; Anseriformes; Anatidae
Product: olfactory receptor 4M1-like
Exons: 2
Coding region: 195-614 (139 amino acids)
Biological process (GO): G protein-coupled receptor signaling pathway
Cellular component (GO): membrane
Molecular function (GO): olfactory receptor activity; G protein-coupled receptor activity
Source: RefSeq, a predicted model, not a curated record
AGACGGGAGGUGAGAGGCAGCAAAUACCCUCUGCAAACUCUCACUGUAAUUCAUGAUGUGACUCUGCUUUCUGUAGCAGGCAGACUAAGAGUAAUGCAUUCUUCCCUCAUCGUCCAUGAAGCUUGGAGCACAUCUCCUCUUCCUGGCCAGCCCAUGACUUCGUGCCCGCACCUGCACCGUGGAAGCCUGAUGCAAUGACACUAGGAAACUUCUCCCGGGUGACUGAAUUUAUCCUUCUUGGGCUUUCUGAUACAAGGGAGCUGCAAAUCCUCUUCUUUGCCUUCUUUUUCCUGGCCUAUGCCAUGGUUCUCCUGGGGAACCUUCUCAUUAUUGUGACAGUCAAAGCUGACCCCAAGCUGUCCUCACCUAUGUACUUUCUGCUCUGCAACUUGUCCUUCAUAGAUAUCUGUUGCACCUCUGUCACCUCUCCCAGGAUGCUGGUGGACCUGCUCUCACAAAGGAAGACCAUUGCCUUUGAGGACUGUAUAGCCCAGCUGUUUUUUCUGCACUUUGUUGGGGCAACAGAGAUGUUCCUCCUGACAGUGAUGGCAUAUGACCGCUACACUGCCAUCUGCAAGCCCCUGCACUACACAGCCAUCAUGAGCCGACAGUGAUGAACCCACUCAUCUACACCCUGAGGAAUAAUGAGGUGAAAGCAUCCAUGUGGAAACUGUGGCAGCGCUGCAGAUUCUUCUGAGAUAAGCUGG